Messenger RNA from Nasonia vitripennis (jewel wasp), 13123 nucleotides. Its product is annotated as histone acetyltransferase p300. The transcript is spliced from 28 exons. Bases 2706 to 11018 code for a protein of 2770 amino acids. NCBI's taxonomy places the organism in Eukaryota, Metazoa, Arthropoda, Insecta, Hymenoptera, Pteromalidae. The record is from RefSeq and is a predicted model, not a curated record. Gene Ontology annotation, molecular function: transcription coactivator activity; zinc ion binding; protein binding. Gene Ontology annotation, cellular component: histone acetyltransferase complex; transcription regulator complex; nucleus. Gene Ontology annotation, biological process: positive regulation of transcription by RNA polymerase II.
CAGCCCCGUAGAACACAUCGCGCAGAGGUGUCUCUCGACCGGCCAUUAUACUUGUCGCUCUCAGCGCGUAGCUACCCACUACGCAACGAUACCGCACUAAUGCGUAAUAGGAACAGCCCUCGAAGAGGAGGAUUACGUCCUAUAGAAGACAUCGGAUGCUCUCUUUGCCGCGAUCGACGCGUCGUAGGCGCAUCAUCUCGACUCUCCGCGAUAUCCCGCACCUAACCUAAGCCUCGUUCACCCUAUAUAUGCAACGCACAAUGACCGUCAUCCAACUGGAAGCGUCUCUCGGUGACGCGAUCAAAAGGCAAAGACCGUCCGAUCGAGUCGAGCGGGCCAAUGAAUGGCCGAGUCAGCGGUCACGUGAUAAGCCGACCGCGAAUGGGGCGCUCGCGGCCAGCUCGCAUAGCGCUAGGUGCGGAACGCCGAACGAGCGAGACUCUAUAGCUCAGUCGGACAUUUUGCCCUGACAAGCAAGCGGCGGCCAUCGUCUUUCUCGCGCGCCGCCGCCGACGAGAGAGAGAGGGAGCUCCGAGAGCCGCGGCAGCGCAAAAAGCAUCGCGCGUACAAGAGAGAGUGAGCGCGAGAGAGAGAUAGAGACACCCACACGGCACUGGCAGGCAGCAGGCAUCAGCAGCGAGCGCAGCAGACACGUAUACACAAAUACAGAGCGCAGUCGCAAGAGCGCGAGAGAGAAAGAGCGAGUGCGAGACUCUCGGCGCGCGCUCGGUUCCCCCGUGCUCUCAGUGUAUAUACCGCGAGAGAGCGCGUACAGUGUCUCUCGGAGCGAGCUGCUGGUGCACACACGGGAGAGAGCGCGCAAGAGUGGGUCUACACAGCGAGAGCGAGCGGAGAGAGCAGCAGCAGUGAGCGGCCGCCAUUUUGCUGUGCUCCUCGUCGUGUGUGUGUCGUGCUGUGCACGAGAGAGAGAGAGAUAGAGCGAGCGCGCCAGAGAGAUCAGCAGCGGAGCAGCGGAGCAGCGACGGACAUCGGCGUGUGUGCGCGCGCCAGAGCGGGAACUACCGGAGCGCUAGUGCCAGCCAGGAGCACCCUGGCGCACCAGGAGUCGCCGGUCCAGAAGACGACGAGGCCACGCACCAGCCACCGCCAGCAACGUCGUCGUACAGUAGUAGUCGCCAACUACUACCUACUGCAGCGCCCCACUGCCGAGCGAGAGACGUAGAGCGAGACGGACGGAGAGGAUCGCGCGCGCGCCACCCAGGCACCGUCCCCCAGGAGUCGCCGCCUCGUCGAUUCAGCAGCCCAUCGGGCAGUGCGCGUCGCUCGAGGAGGAAGCGCAGGCAGUAGGAAGCGUACGAGGGAGGAAGGAAGGCCUAGAGGAACCAGCGCGGAGCGCGGCCAGAGCAAGCGCGGAGCAAGAGAGAGAGAGAGAGAGAGAGGGAGAGAGCGCUGGCGUCUGUAGUGCCGCGCGCCGCCGCCGCCGCCGCCGCAGCCGCAGCCGCAGCCGAGGCUUCCUCUAGCAGCGGUUCGCGGGGACGACGUAGCAGCAGGAGGCAGGGCUCGAGUUAGCGCCGCCGAGCGAAGCGUUCUCCGACUCUCAACACAAACUCGCACGGACGACCCGGGAAGAGCAGUGGCUGCACCCGGGGAACGGCCCGCUUUUUAUUUCCACCCGCCGCCAGGAGGUGCUCCUCCGCGCCAGAACGGAAAGUCAGAGCGCGGGCAGCAGCCGUCUGCCAGUGAUUGGAGCUCCUGGUGACAGAAGUUAGCCCGAGACAGCAGCAACAGCGGCGCGUUGUUUUGUAUUAUAUGUGUGCCCGCGGUGUGUGUGUAAACAGAAACGCGUGUGCGAGAUGUGUCUCGAGGAGCCGAGUGGUGCGCGCUUUUAACGGAGCAGCAGCCCCGGCGGUGUUUUAAAUCGUCAGCGACAAUCGGAAGAGCGGCAGCAGAAGCGAAAGAAGUGAAAGAGGAAGUGAGCCAAGACAGAGGCAGUAAGCACGAGGAUGCCCAAUGGUUGAUGCGGCCGGCGGAGGCAGAGGAGCCGGAGGGCGCAAGAAGCCGAAGCAGCAGGAGGUGCAGCGAGUCUCCGCAUUAUCGUCAUCAACAUCAACAGCAGCCGGGAGAAGGCGUAGAAGAGGUGGAGGAGGAGGUGGCCUCUGGGCACGAGGAGGCGAAGGAGGAUUCACGGGGAGCAGCCGACGCUGCUGCUCCGCUAGCCCGAUGAUCUCGCCGCCCCCGGACGAGGCCGAGCUGCGGGUCCUUCGUCGUUAUUGUUGAUAGCCGCAGCAGCAGCAGCAGCAGCAGUAUUGUUAUAUUUUACUUCUACUAUCUCCGUUAUACACGCGUACACUCCCAAGAUACAAUCGUCGUGUGAAAGUGCGCGGAGAAUAACCGACGAAGACGAGGAGGAGACGACGACGUUGCGCGCGCGCGGUCGCGCGGACGGACGGACAUUUUCCGCGGACGAGAGCAGCAGUGCGCGAGGAGAGCGGUGCGAAGUAGAGAGAGAGAGAGAGAGAGAGAGAGAGAGAGAGAAAGAGAGACAGAUAUACAGGAGGCGGGAGCAAAGUGUGUUUUGUUGUGCGUGUGUGCAGUGACUGCUGGUGUGUGGUACUGCACGGCGCGCGAGUUUACGCGACUCGCGGCUCGCAGAAGAAGUAGAAGAACAAGAAGUACGAGCAAAGGACUUUGCGAGGAGAAAGACUGUGGCAGCCGACGAGGAGACUGACGGCUGACCAGGAAGCAUGGCCGACCACCUUGUCGACGGGCCGCCUAGCAAGCGGCCCAAGCUCAAUGAUCCUUUCCAGGGCUCCUCGGACUCGUCGAUGGGUAUGGCGCCUCUAAUGAUGCACCAUGCACAAUUUGCAAACUACGGGGGAGGUGGCAGUGGUAACGUGCAGCAAAUGCUACAUAUACAACAGCAUCAACCACUACAAGUGCAACACCAUCAGAUGCAGCCACUUUGGAACAACCACAGUCAAAAAAGAAAUUUCAUGACAAACACAGACAUGUUUGAUCUUGAAAAUGAUCUACCCGACGAUCUGCUGUCGACGGGCUCGUGGGGCUCGGCGACGGAAAGCGCUAAGCCUCCAGCCACUGGACCAGGGCCUGGACAACAAAACGGGGCACUGGAUUCGGAUCUACGUCACGUGCAACAGCAGCAGCUUUCACAUCAUCUCAUUCAGCAACAGCAGGGCAACAAGAAUCUAGUGGCAAACUCGCUGGUGAUGGCGGGUAACGCGCUUGGCAGCAAGUCGCCGAACAUGCAGUCGCCGCCGAACGUCUCGGCGGUGUCGAAGAACGUCGUGGACCCGCAGAUGGUCGUGUCGCUGGGAAAUCUACCGAGCAGCAUCGCGAGUUCGCUGGCUAAUAAUCAGCAACAGAUGUCGAUGGCUAACUCGAUGGGUGGCGCCGGUAGCGGACUUCAGACGUCCAUGAGUAUGCAGCAGCAGCAGGCUAAUGCUAACCAGCAGCAGCAACAACAACAGCAACAGCAACAGCAGCAGCAGCAGCAACAGCAGAAUCCCGGUGGUAUGUCGAUGAACCCGGGCGGCAUGAACUCCGGCCUAGUCAUGACGAGUAGCGGCGGCGCCACCGUCGCCGGCAGCAACAACAGUAUGAGCGGUAUGGCCGGUGGAAAUCUCAUCGUGGCCAACAGCCUGAACAAGCAACCUUUGAACACGGUGACGAUGAUGGGCGGCCCCGUGAACGCUCAGGGUAUCCAUCACGCAGGUGGUCAGCACGGCGUCGGCCAGAUGCAGAAUGGACCCGCCGGAAUGAUCAACGCCCGAGUGGCCAUGCAGCAACAGGCGCACAUGGUCGCAGGGCCUACCAGGGGUCAAAGCCCUCAUCAGCAGGUGCACCAGCAGGUUGGCAUCGUGCCCGGACCUGGUGGACCUAGGAUGCAGGCACCACCCAAUAUCUCCAAUAUGACCAACAUGGGACAGAUGACCGCGGCUAACAGUCCUUACGGAUAUGGUUCGCCAGGUGGCGGUCCAGGUCCAGUUGGAGCGGGCCCUGCGGUGGGUGUAGUUACGCCACAGCAGCGUGGUGUUGCUGCAGGUAUGGCCAUGCAGGUGAACCGAUUUGGUGGUGGGCCAGGAGGCACCGGACCAGUUGGUCCUCUGGGGGCCGGUGGCGCCGGUGUACCCGGUGGUCAGGAAGGCGGUAUGGCCCAGCAGGCUCAGCCACCGGCACCCAGUCCGGCCCAGCCGCAAAGUGGUGCGCCCAGUGGCGGACAGCCCGGGCCACAACAGGCCACACAGUCGCAGGUGCCCGGCGUUGUUAAUCAGCAAAGGGCGCGACCAGUGACGGCAGAUCCAGAGAAGCGCAAGCUCAUUCAGCAGCAGUUGCUUCUUUUUCUGCAUGCGCACAACUGCCAGCGCCGUGAGAGCCAGGCUAACGGCGAGCAAUGGCAGUGCAACUUACCCCAUUGCAAAACCAUGAAGAAUGUGCUAAACCACAUGUCGAGUUGCCAGGCAGGAAAGCACUGCACGGUGCCACAUUGCAGCUCGUCUCGACAGAUCAUCGGUCACUGGAAGCACUGCACGCGGAAUGACUGCCCGGUCUGUCUGCCACUCAAACAGGCUGAAAAGAACUGGCAUUCCACCGGUGCUGCAGCAGCUCAACCUAAUAGUCAAGCGAGCCCUAGUCCAUCGGAUAUGAGGAGAGCGUACGACACCCUUGGUAUCGCUGCGCCAACAACGACGCAACCCGGCCUGCUGCCUGCUCAAGGCGUCGGCCGAGGCGUUAGGAUGGCGACCCCAGGUAUGCAGGCCCAACCAGGUGCAAUGGCCAACGUCAGGCUAACGCAACGUGAAGCUCCAGUAGGUCCAGGCCAGUCGGUUGUGGGCGGCUCACAACAGGUCGUCGCGCCGAACGUUUCGCUACCCCUGAGUUCGGAUCCGUCCGCCGUGACCGCUGCGGCUGCGGCAGUCGCGAGCCAAUCGACGCCGACGAGCGGUACUGCCGGUACGUCUGGCAACCAACCCUCGGCAGCUGCAGCCGCUGCCGCUGCUAACAUCCAGCAGCAGCUCUUCGGGCUGACCGAGGGACAGCCGGCAGGUCUCAUGAACGACGGCAACAGGCUAUCGAAUCUCCAGCUACCCGGCGGUCUGCAACCUGGCCAAGUCACUGCGACGCCCGUCCAGGGCACCAAGGAGUGGCAUCAAUCAGUCACGCCCGAUCUCAGAAACCAUCUUGUACAUAAACUUGUGUGCUUCCUAUAUUCUAGGGUCCAAGCGAUAUUCCCUACCCCUGACCCUCAAGCUAUGCUAGAUAAGAGAAUGCACAACUUAGUUGCAUACGCCAGAAAAGUUGAAGGUGACAUGUACGAAGCUGCCAACUCAAGGUCGGAGUAUUACCAUCUAUUAGCCGAAAAAAUCUACAAGAUACAAAAGGAACUCGAGGAGAAACGUCAAAAGCGCAAGGAACAACAGUUGCAAGCGCAACAACAACAACAACCACCGACGCCCGGUACUGCUGGCUCCAGUUUAAGGCCGUGCGCGCCCCCGGGGAUGAAUGCCGGAGGCCCAGGGGUACCAAGGCCCAUUAGCGCUGUCCAACCGUCACUGCGCAGCCAUUCGCCUGGUAUGGGCCAACUAGGGUUGCCUGGUAUAGGCAUGCCACAGAACCGUAUGCAAUUUAAUCAGCAAGCGCAGCAAAUUCAGGCGCAACAGGUUCAGGCUCAGCAGCAGCAAGUACAGUCUCAGCAGCAGCAACAGCAGCAAGGGAUGAUGGUAGGUCCAGCGGGUCCAAGUCCCAAUGGCCAAUCUGUCUCUAACGCAAACAUGGUAGCGAAUCCGGGCUUGAGUCCGUUCGGGCAACCCCAGAUGUCUCAGGCGAACCUCACCACGACCACGGCAUCCGUGACGACUAGUCAAUUCCCAACGUCCAACGGCACGACGGGCCUGUCCAAUAAUUCGCCUAUACACAAUCAAAGCCAAUUUACCGAGAUCAUGAAAGUCAGAAUAGCACAGGUUCAGGCGGCUCAAGCUGUCCAACAACAGCAGCAGCAGCAACAGCAACAACAACAACAGCAGCAGCAGCAACUGCAACAUCAGCAGCAGACUCAGCCGACGAGUACAUCGAAUCAAAACGUAACGGCUACCUCGAUACCCCAAGCCCAAUCGCCGUUUGGCAGUAUGCAGCAACAGCAGCAGAAUCAACAGCAAAAUCAGCAACAGCAGUUCCUCGUCAAUCGUCCGCUCUCGGCCACGACGCCGAACGAUAAUGGGCUGGCGGUUUCGACACCACAGACCAUACCACCUCCCGCGUCCAGCGGACCCAGUCCUGGUGCCACGCCCAUGACGAAUGGACCCCAGUCGACGACAUCCACGCCCAACACGCCGCUUGUACCCUCGCUCAUGACACCCUCACAGGUGGUAACGAGUGCAAAUCAAACGCCGCCGCAUCCUGGCACGACUCCGUCCCCGGCGGGUCUGGGUAAGGGGAUGUCUUCGCAAGAGCGGGCAGCUCUUAAUGCGCCUCGAAGUUCCUCCAUGUCGUCGCAGAUGGCUGCGAUCACAGCUGCCCUCGACCGCGAUAACUCACCCAGUCCGCCUACAAACAACAAUAAGGGCAAGCUUGAUACCAUCAAAGAGGAGACUAACAUCAAGAUGGAGAUGGACCAAGAAGAAGUUAGCGAUAAUCUUCGAUCGGAUGCAGGCAGUGGUAGCGGCAAGAACGUUAACAAUGACAUGACCAGUGCCAGUCAAAUGAAAAUGGAUAUCAAACAGGAGCCUAUGGACGAAGGCGAGUCUGGUGCUACUGGUAGUGGACACAUCAAGGAGGAGAUUAAGGAGGAGAUGGUGUCAGGCAUGGGUCAAGAAUCCUCGAGUAGCGACAUUAAACCAGCAAUGCCUGAGCCUAUCCCACCAAGUGGUAGUUCGACCGAUAAGAAGCCGCUGUGCCUGUUUAAGCCCGACGAGCUGCGACAGGCUCUUAUGCCCACCCUUGAGAAACUCUACCGGCAGGAUCCUGAGUCGCUGCCAUUCCGGCAACCCGUUGAUCCCCAAGCCUUGGGUAUCCCUGACUACUUUGACAUUGUCAAAAAGCCUAUGGACCUAUCGACGAUCAAAAGGAAACUAGACACGUCUCAGUACAGCGACCCUUGGCAGUACGUUGACGAUGUGUGGAUGAUGUUUGAGAAUGCCUGGUUAUAUAAUCGCAAGACUUCCAAAGUUUAUAGAUAUUGUACAAAGUUAUCGGAAGUCUUCGAAAAAGAAAUAGACCCUGUGAUGCAAGCGCUAGGUUAUUGUUGCGGCAGAAAAUACACGUUUAAUCCCCAAGUACUGUGCUGUUAUGGUAAACAGCUUUGCACGAUUCCAAGGGAUGCGAAAUACUACUCCUAUCAGAACAGAAGUGUAAAAACGUAUACUAUUGUUUCUGACAGAUACACCUUCUGUCAAAAAUGUUUCAACGACAUUCCGGGAGAUACGGUGACGUUAGGUGACGAUCCCACUCAGCCACAAACUAUUAUCAAAAAGGAAGAGUUUCAAGAAAUGAAAAAUGACCACUUGGAACAAGAGCCUUUUGUUAUGUGCACAGAUUGUGGUAGAAAAGUGCAUCAAAUAUGUGUAUUACAUAUGGAAGCAAUCUGGCCUGCAGGAUAUACUUGUGAUAAUUGUUUUAAGAAGAAAGGCCAAAAGCGCAAAGAUAACAAGUUUAGUGCAAAACGUCUACCUGUGACGAAGCUCGGCACGUACAUCGAGACACGAGUCAAUAACUUCCUGAAAAAGAAAGAAGCCGGUGCUGGUGAGGUGUCUAUUCGCGUUGUCGCCUCGAGCGACAAGGUUGUCGAAGUCAAACCUGGAAUGAAGAGUCGAUUUGUUGACAACGGUGACAUGCCGGGCGAAUUUCCUUACCGAGCCAAAGCAUUGUUUGCUUUCGAAGAGGUUGAUGGUACCGAUGUUUGCUUCUUUGGCAUGCAUGUACAGGAAUAUGGAAGCGAGUGUACGCCACCAAACACGAGGCGAGUUUACAUUGCCUACCUUGACUCGGUGCACUUUUUCAAGCCUCGGCAAUUCAGGACAGCAGUCUACCACGAAAUUCUUCUCGGCUACCUAGACUACGCGAAACAACUUGGAUAUACUAUGGCCCAUAUUUGGGCGUGUCCGCCAUCGGAAGGCGACGACUAUAUUUUCCACUGCCAUCCUACAGAUCAGAAAAUUCCAAAACCCAAGAGAUUACAAGAGUGGUAUAAAAAAAUGUUGGACAAGGGUAUCGUUGAAAGAAUAGUAGUUGACUAUAAGGAUAUAUUAAAACAAGCAAUGGAAGAUAAGUUGUCGUCUGCCGCGGAAUUACCAUACUUCGAAGGUGACUUUUGGCCUAACGUUCUCGAAGAGAGCAUAAAGGAAUUGAAUCAGGAAGAGGAAGAAAAGCGUAAGCAGGCCGAGGCUGCGGAAGCAGCGGCUGCUGCUAAUGCUAUAUUCUCAUUAUCGGAGGAUUCGGAAACUGGACCUGACGGCAAAAAGAAGGGACAAAAGAAAGCGAAAAAAUCGAAUAAAUCCAAAGCUAAUCAAAGAAAGAACAGCAAAAAAUCGAAUACUCCGCAAACUGGAAACGAUCUCUCGGCUAAAAUUUUUGCCACCAUGGAAAAGCAUAAAGAAGUAUUUUUCGUAAUUAGACUUCACAGUGCACAAAGUGCGGCUAGCUUGGCGCCAAUUCAAGAUCCUGAUCCAGUUUUAAACUGUGACUUGAUGGAUGGCCGUGACGCUUUCCUCACAAUGGCAAAAGAAAAGCAUUAUGAAUUUUCGUCGCUUAGGCGAGCAAAGUUCAGUUCAAUGUCUAUGUUAUACGAAUUGCACAAUCAAGGAUCAGAUAAAUUUGUUUAUAAUUGUAAUAAAUGUAAGAGCCACGUCGAAACGAGGUAUCACUGUACCGUAUGCGAUGACUUCGAUUUGUGUCUGAGUUGUAAAGAAAAAGAAGGACACCCGCACCAUAUGGAGAAACUUGGUUUGGACUUGGAUGAUGGUUCGUCGCCGUCCGAUGCAAAACAAGUCAAUCCUAUCGAAGCGCGAAAAUUUUCGAUACAAAGGUGUAUACAGUCUCUGGUGCAUGCAUGCCAGUGCAAGGACGCGAACUGUCGAUUAGCCAGUUGCCAGAGAAUGAAGAGGGUAGUGACGCACAUAAAGACCUGCAAGAGGCGAACGAGCGGUGGCUGCCCGAUCUGCAAGCAGCUUGUUGCACUUUGCUGUCAUCAUGCAAGGCACUGUCAGGAGGCCAAAUGUCCGGUGCCUUUCUGCUUCAACAUCAAGCACAAGCUCAAGCAGCAACAACACCACCAACGCCUACAGCAAGCUCAGUUACUAAGGCGAAGAAUGGCUGUGAUGACGAAUACACGACCGACCGGCUCAGAGUCUGGGGUACAGUCUGGUCCACCCCAGGCAAAUCCUUCUAUGACGACGGGCGUCGCGAUGAAACCAGCCCUCGUUGCAGCUGGUCAUCCCACCGCUCACCAUCAGCCGGGUAUUGGUAUGAAACCAGGUCCGCAAACUCCACCUGCUCACGUACUGCAGGUCGUUAAGCAAGUACAAGAAGAGGCGGCUCGGCAGCAAGCGCCCCACGUUGGUUAUGGCAAGGUCACACCUGCAGGCGUUGGUCUCGGGGCCAGCGUGGGAGUUGGUGUUGGUCAGGUUGGCCAACCGACAGGAGUAAUGCCACCGCCACAGAUGCAAAGGCCCAUGCCAGCACAAAUGGUCAAUCCUCAAGGCACGCAUCUCAUAUCCAUGGAUCAAUGGACACCGAACAGCAAUACGCUAUCGAACUUUAGAUAUCAGCCUAAUGCGGUGAUGCAGCAAAAUGCGGGCCUGAGGCAGCAGGCACCGCAAUUGCUGCAGCAACAACAGCAUCCACAACAGCAACAACAACAGCAACAACAACCGCAGCAGCAACAGCAGCAACCAGGUCAGCCUGGUAUAGGCGGCAUGGGUGGACAGAUGCCCAGGCAACCCGGAGUGAUUGGUGGGCCCGCGGGUCAGGUGGGUCAAAACGCGAUUGGAAAACAGGCGCUGCAACAACUUAUGCAGACUCUUAGAAGUCCAAACACGCCCGAGCAACAAAACCAAAUACUCCACAUACUCAAAAGCAAUCCACCUCUUAUGGCUGCUUUUAUCAAACAACGCCAAGCACUUGCGCUGCAGCAACAGACGGGUCAGCAUGGCGGAAAUGCUGGACCGCUGGGUCCUAGUCAAUCCCAGCAACAGCAGCAGCAGCAACAACAACAACAGCAACAACAGCAACCAGGCCUACAUAUGAUUACGCCGCAGCAACAACAACAGCAGCAAACGCCUCAAAGUCGCAUGCAGAUUCAAGCUAUGCUGAGUCAGCAGCAACAACAACAGCAGCAACAGCAGCAGGGUCAGCAGCAGGUAUCGACUGUGCAGCAACAGCAACAACAGAAUCAAUGGUACAAACAGCAGCAGCAGCAGAUAUUGUUGAUGCAAAGGCAGCAGGCAGCGGUAGCGGCGGCCGCGGGAUCUCAGCCAUUCACACAGCCGUCUGCGCCACCGUACGGUCAACAGAGGCCUAUCAGGCCACCUAUGCUAGGUUACAGCGGAUUUGCCGAUCAGGCAUACGGACAACCGGGUCUAAAGCCAACGCCACCUCCCGUCCCUUCGCCUCAGGGCGUAAUGGGUCCACCUGGGAUCUCGUCGGUGCAACAGCAGUUAAUGCAAUCGGUCCGUUCACCGCCGCCGAUUCGCUCGCCUCAGCCUAAUCCUUCGCCGCGACCCGUGCCGUCGCCGCGCAAUCAACCCGUGCCGUCGCCUCGCGCUAAUCCUGUACCUUCGCCGCACCAUCUUCCCGGUGGCGGUGGGGGCCAUGUAACGCCGACCCAUUCGCCGGCUCACGAGCUAGGCGGCCCCAGCGAAAUGAUGCUGUCACAGCUCAGUCAGGCAACGGGUUCUCAAGCCCCUGGGCCCGGACAGGCACACCCCUCGGCGAUGCCGCAUCAUCCGUCACCUGCCCCUCCUAAUCAAGGUGGUGGUCAGGACGCUAACGAUGUAACACCUAUGACGCCCCAGGAUCAACUGUCCAAGUUCGUCGAAGGAUUGUAGUGACCGUUGCUCACUGCUGCUAAUGCCGCUGACGACGAUUCUGUCGAAGAUAACGACGUCGCUGUUGAUGGCAUAACCAGAGGGAAAGAUCCUUGUAUAGUUUAUACAUAUAUAUAUAAAGAAUGUCGCGCGAGCUCUGCGCUUAUGGAACACCGAGAGAAAGAGAGAGUGGCACCAGACGGUGGUGCUGAUCGAGGAGGUGACAAGUUUCUUUUAAAAUGGACACUUGCUAGUGCGUGACCCUUGUUGCUUUGUGUUGUUGCCCCGUCAUCCGCGAGUGCUCACUCUCUCUUUUUUCUCGCACUCAAUUUACUUUUUGUAUUUCGUCGACGAUGCGCCGAAAUUCCCGUUUAUACAUAAACAUAUACACAUAUGUGCGCGCGUGUGUGGCUGUGUGUCUGCCUGUAUGUAAGUGUAUUAUUUCUAUGUAGGUGUAUGUAUAUGAAGGGGAGAGAUAAUGACGUGAGCGGACAAUUUUCCUAUAGAGGCGACUUUUAAAAGAGUUAAACACAAAAGUAUGAUUGCACGUGCCUCGCGUGUGAACAUCAAAGUACUAUAUAUAUACAUAUUAUAUAUAUAUAAAUCUUUUUAAAAGAAUUCCACACAUGUACAUCCUCUAUACUUAUCUGACGUAUCCUGUCCCUGGUAUCCUUUUUUCAACCCCCGUCCUCGUGAGACACAAAAACUCACGUACCAUCCCAUAAGUAAGCUAUUUUACUAUACCGAAUGUCUUUAUCUUCUAUAUAAACAUACUUUCUUUUUUCCUUGCUGCUGUUAUUUGCGCGAACGCAGGUUUAAGUGAAAUCGUACAAAUGUGUUGUGUAUACUUAACGUUAAAUAUUAUUAAUAUUUCAAUAUUGAUGAUGAUCAUGAUGAAGAUAAAAGGCAAAAUAAUACUACUGUAGCGACUAUGCAGUUAUUACCAUUACGUAUAUGUAUUAUAUAUUAUUGUGACAAACAGAAACGCAAAGAUAGGCAAUGAAUUUUCUUAUACGAAGCGAGAGUGGACGAUUAUUAAGAGAAAUAACGAUGGAAAACAGAUUCAACAAUCCGCGUAUUGUAAUGUUUUAAAUUAAGAGUAGAGAGGAUAGAGAAUUAAACAAAUAAAUGAACAAUUUAUGAGUGCAACGUGAUGAAUAAAAAAGCGUAAAGUAAUUAUAAAACUGAGUUUUUAGAGCCCAGAGUUAUUAAGCGAAAAUGUUAGUUAUAAGGUCAUUUGUUAUUAAACAAAAAAAAUAAUGAUACAGAAGUGAUUGCGCUAAUUCAUGUUACAGAUAUGUCUAUAAAGAUAGGGAAAGGAAGAUAAAGAAACUGUGAGUGCAUGAAUGACAAAAUAUUAUACAGAAAUAAAAGAACCUAACGGCCAUUGCAAGUCGUUAACAAUGUAGCAACUAUUAUAUAAAGAAAUUUUACAAGAUUAUUACGAAAAUGAAGCAGAAAUACAAACCAACCAACAAAUCCGAUUAGAUUAUGUAUUUCUUCAGCGUUUCUUAUUUCGCGAAGAAUAGAGGGGCUCGAGACAACAAAAGUAUGCUUGUGUGUGGCACUUCAAGAUUGAGAACGAGCGCAUGAAAAUGAACUUAUAACGAAAAGGAACCGUACAGGCCAAGCGCAACCAAAUAUAUUAAUUAUCCGCAAACAAGAACAAAGGCAAACAAAAACGAAAAAUAAAUAGUAUGUAUAAUCGUCGUGAUGGACAAAAAACCUAUAAGACGUAUAUAAAAAACACAGGCUGCUAAUUUGCUAGUGACGAUGAAGAUGAUAGUGACGCGAAAUGAUUUAUAUAUUGCUAAGAACGUGUUGAUUAAUUUUCGAUGAGAGGAGCUGAUAAAGAAAGAAUGGCAUAAAAUGAACUCGGGGGGCCUCCUCCUACGAUUCAUUAAUUCUAUCUCUUUGCCUCCUCUCAUUUUUGUGUAAACUUUUCCUCUCUCUUUUAUUCUGCGGUCCACCCCCUCGCCCCCCACCUCCGUGCGUGUACAGUCCAACAAAAAUGUGUAGUUAUACUAAUAACUUAGCCAAAACGGUGGCGGGGGCCCCUUCGUAUAUAACACUCUGUAAAUAUUUAAAGAAAUUAUGAUUACGGUAAUAAUAAUUAUUAUUAAUAA